AUGAAUAUUUUCGUUAUAGAUAAAACAAACUUCGAUUAUGAUUUUCUGAUUGGUUUAGAUUGUAUAAAGAGUUUCUAUUUAACACAAAAUGAAAAUUUAGAAAUUAAUCAAAGAAAUCCAAUAAGACAUGUUACUAUUUCUAAAGAAAUAAUGAAUGAAAAAUAUGAAGAACACGGUUCUUCAAAAGCUGUUGAAAGUAAAAUUGAUAUGAAUGGAGGUGAAUAUUUGAUCAAUUUCAAUGAGAACAUCGAGACAAAACAUUUCGAAAUUCAUGUCAAUCACCUGAACUAUGAUCAGCAAUCAAUAAUAGAUGAACUGAUACAACUAAAUUUAUCUGUUUUUGCAAAAGACAAGUACGAUGUGGGCACGGUAUCGGGUUAUGAAGCACAUAUUGAUCUACUCGAAGAAAAAUAUUGCAGUAAGAGGCCAUAUCGCUGUACAAUCGAAGAUAAGAAAGAAAUUGAACAGCAAAUUGCCAAGUUGCUGGACAAAAAACUCGAAUCGUACAGUCCUUUCGCAGCUCCAGUAACAUUAGCGUUAAAAAGGGACGAAAACAAAAGAUCAAGACUGUGUAUAGACUUUCGAGACCUAAAUAAAAUAGUGGUUCCUCAGUCUCAACCAUUCCCGCUAAUCGAAGAUCUAACUGAAAAAACGAGAGAUUGUCGUGAACAUCUUGAACUCAAUGUUGAUGACAUGGUGUUUGUUGAAAAUGGAAACAGAUUAAAUAGGAAGAAACUUGACGAACUGAGAAUUGGACCAUAUGAGAUUGUCGAAAAACUAUCGCUAUCGAUUAAAGCACUACAGAGAAGAAUACAUAAAGCAGACUAUAAAGUUCCAGAGAAAUGGUUCAAGAAUUUGUCCCAGACAGCAGUACCUGAAGAGGUUAGAAUAGUCCUUGGUUUGGGUUCCAAAUUUAGCGUCCCUUUAGACCACAAAGAAAUAAACAUCAAAGACCUAAUAGCAGACGUUGAGAGCAUUUUAGACUUGGUGGAGGGAGAUAGAAGAGACACUUUGAGAGCUAAGAUAACGAGCAUUAUAACCGGUCAUCUACAUAAAAAUAAAAAUAAUAUUCGUGCGACAGACAACAUAGGAAGGCUAUAUAAGACAACUAAAAACUUUUUGAGAACUAAUGACCACCUUGUAGUUCUCGACAGUGACAAAGGUUCGGUGACUGUUCUUAUGAGUAGGGCGGAUUAUCUUCAGAAAAUGUACUCAAUUGUUGACACUGACGAUUUCAAAAAGAUUUCUAGAGACCCAACAACUACUAUCCAGAAUAAAACCAACAAAAUCAUAUCCACACUUGUAGACCAAAAUAUACUAAGUAAAGAAGCUGCAAAAUCAAUGAAGUCAUAUAAUUCAGUGAGCCCUAGAAUGAACGGAAAUCCCAAAGUACAUAAAGAAAAUGUCCCAAUGCGACCAAUCGUGUCUGAUGUACAGGGUCCCACAUGUAAACUUUCAAAUUAUAUUGCACAAAUCCUAACAGAAGCCUAUGACCAGGAUAAUGCAUAUUAUGUAAAAGAUUCGUUCGACUUUUCCUGCAAAAUUAACAAUUUUGAAUUACCCCCAGAUUAUGUGGUGAUAUCACUUGACGUAGUCAACCUAUUUGGCAACAUAUCAAAAGAGUUGGUACUGAAAGCAAUAGAAUUCCAUUGGGACAAGAUUGAGGCAUGCUGCAACAUAUCAAAAGAAUACUUCAAGGAGAUAAUCACCUUCCUCCUGGAAUCAGGUUACUUCAUGUUCGAUGGCAGUUUCUAUUUGCAGAUGUUUGGGUGCAUUAUGGGAUCCAGACUUAGCCCGAUCUUGUCAUUAUAUGUGAUGGACUAUGUACUCAACUUCUGUAUACCUAGAUUAACAUUCACACUUGCAUUUAUAAAAAAAUAUGUGGACGACCUAAUAAUAUCCCUACCAUCAACGGAAACUGAGGAGAUAUUGCAAGUUUUCAACAGCUUCGACCCUAAGUUGAAGUUCACGAUUGAGACAGAAGAUUGUUAUAACUCGGUUCCGUUCUUAGAUACCAGGGUAUGCCGAGUGGAUUAUAAAAUAAAAUUAGAUUGGUAUAGAAAGACGACUUCUGCAGGAAAUUUUAUACAUUUUUUAUCUGACCAUCCAAUAAGUAUAAAAUUAAAUUUCAUUAAAGAACAAAAAAACAGGAUUUAUAAAAUCUGUGAUCCAACAUUCAGAGAUGGAAGCAUGAAAAGACUGUUUGAUCUUUUGGUUGAGAAUGCCUAUCCUAAAACAAUGUUGAAAAAACUUCUGUAUUCUGCUUCAACGUUGCCUUUGGCUGAAAGUCCAACACACCCUGAUAUGGUGGAAGAAACAGAAGUUGUUAAAUAUAGAAGCAUCCCGAAUAUCCCUUACCUUACCUACAAAAUUAAAAACUGUUUUAAAGAUUAUAAUGAAAAAGUGAAAAUAGUGGCACAGUGUAAAAAGAAAGUGGCAAAUUUAUAUUCAAAACUAAAGGACCGUAUACCAAAAGAAAUUAAAUCUAAUGUGGUGUACGAACUGGAAUGUGCUGACUGUCAUGAAACCUACAUAGGUCAAACCUCUCAGUGGCUUAGAAAUCGCAUGAACUUACAUAAAAGUGAUAUAAGAACAAAUAACCUGAGAUGUGCAUUGUCUGUUCAUGCUAAUAAGUACACACAUAGUGUUGAUUUUAAUAACGUAAAAAUUUUAGAUACAAAUAUAAAUUAUAAAAAAAGAUGUAUACUAGAAAUGAUCCACAUACAAACUCAAAAAAGUAAAAUUAACAAAAAAACGGACACGCAGGGACUAAGUCCAAUAUAUGCAUAUCUUCUAGAACUUUCUAACAAACCAUUUUUCGAUUGUCCAGUUGAUGAAUGA
Molecule: messenger RNA, 2841 nt
Organism: Coccinella septempunctata (seven-spotted ladybird)
Lineage: Eukaryota; Metazoa; Arthropoda; Insecta; Coleoptera; Coccinellidae
Exons: 2
Coding region: 1-2841 (946 amino acids)
Source: RefSeq, a predicted model, not a curated record